AUGCCUUCGACGCCAUUUUUCAUUUCUGACACCUCACCUUUAAUCUCAUAUUCACCCGAUGGCUCUUGGACGGGAGCAUAUAGAGCUAAAGGUGAUGGAUGGGAUGAGACCUUUCAUACGACCUCGUCUAGUGAGGCCAUUAUAUCUGUAAAUAUAACAGCAUCGGCAUUGAACUUUCACAUUACCUCUCCUUCAGUAGAUUCAGAUACGUGUGAAAUACAAUAUAGACUCAAUGGCUCGGAUUGGUCAGAUGGUUGUACAUCUUCCAAUACCAAGUAUGUGACGAAAGGUUUACCCAGAGGUAUACAUGAGAUUGAAAUGAAAGGGCGAGAAGGUGGGAAGGGAUUAGAAUUUUUGGGCAUAAGUGGAGAAUUACCGAUUUUAAAUCCUGGAACUGCGAUAAACCAAACGAUAGAUAACUUAUCUUCAUUACUCACUUAUACACCUUCUGAUCAGUGGACGAAGAUGAAUACUGCCUCGGAUGGUUUAGUUGAGCCAUAUGCGAAUUAUACCUUUAAGACAAUGUAUGAUAAUGAAGGAUUGAAUGAAUUUUACGGAAACUCAAUGGCUGGAACAACGGUUCAAGAUGCUAAAGUUGAUCUGAGAUUUCAAGCCGAAGCAGUGUACGUCUAUGGCUUAUCGGGACCUAGCGGUGGUUCCGCAGAGAUACUACUAGAUGGUGAGAUACAGAAUAACAUAAAUACGUUGAACCCUUGGGAGAUCCACGGUUCUCUGCUUUACGCUGGAGGUGGAUUCGAUCCUAAUAUAACUCAUACACUGAGUUUCGUCAAUACUCAACAAGGUGGUCAAUUGAUAAUCGAUUACGCAUUAUUGACCAUCUCUCAAAAAGGCAAGACGUCGAACUUACCUUUCAUCGCUGGUAUCUCAGGUGGCGUUUCCGCUUUACUGAUAAUCAUAGGAUUCAUAUGGUGGAGUAUAACCUACAAGAAUAGAAACAAAAACAAAAAACGUUCGAACACCAAAAGACAAAAGGCACAAUAUGUAUUCGCGAACGGAAUAGGUAAAGAUGGAUUCAUAUCAAAAUCAUCUUCUAUCAAUGUUUUAUCACCUAUUUCAGGAUUUUCGGAAUCUAUUUCUGGGUCUGGAAGAUCACUUAAUCCAUCUGACGGCGAAUAUAUUUGGGGAACAGGUAGACCAGCCGGAUUAGAUCUGAAUUCUAAUAGAACUCCUAAUAUAUCCCAAUCCCAAUCACAAUCACAAUCACAAUCGAAUACCCGAACCCAAACCCAAACCCAAACCCAAACCCACACACGAAAUGCAGGUCUUGAUCAUGAUUCACCACCUCCAUUCAGAUCACCUCCUCCUGAUUAUCCUGACUACAUACCUUAUUAUCCACCCAAUACAUCCUCAUCUGCAGCUUCACCGUCAGCCUCAAAUGUAGGAUCAGGAAAAUCAGCAUAUUACAAUAAAUCACCACAUCGUCCAGAAAUCUCUGCAGACUCAAGUGGAUGGAUUCAUAAUGCAAGUAAAACAUUAUCACCUUCACCUUCGAUGAAGUCAAGAGCAUCACCUUUGAUUGAACGUAUGAAUCCGUUAUCCUCUGCUAGAAGUAACAAGCCUGAAUAUGAUGAUAUCGCAUUGGAUAACUACAGUUCAUAUUCUCGUUCAGAACAAAGAUCAAUACCAAUAACGCCACCGCCUAUACCAUCAGAAUACGGUGAUUAUACACCGACAACUUCCACUACGCCAUAUAGUAAAUAUACUACUUCCCCUUCUACUGCGUCCACAGAUCAAUCGGUCGCCGUCCAAAGUAUCGCAAAGAGGGGUUCUAAACCACCGAACGUGGCUAGAUUAUGGCCCUCAAGAGAUGCUGUUCCAUCAGCUUACCAAAACUCACUUGCCACAACCAUCAAAACUGAACCAUCAUUGCAUCGAAUGAAUACGACUGGAGGACAAUCAUCAAUUGCUCCUUAUCCACCUGGAUCAUCGAUCAACCUACCUUCAAUGCAGGAAUCAAUCAUAUCCCCAUCUGCGCCCGAAUCACCUAUGGCCGGGGCUAGAGCAGAAGGUGGAUUAGGUAGAGGGGCAAGUAUAAAAUCAUCAAAAUCAAUUGGAACGAUGAGAUCAUGGUUUUCAGGUUUGAUAUUCGCACCACCAGGUUCAAAUUCAGGUUUAAUAUCUUCAUUACCUUCUGUACCUUCAACACCGAUACUACCUCAAGCUGCAGCAAGGCCAGAUUCAGGUAUUUUCCCUUUAGCUCUGAACGGAAGUGUCGGUUCCAUUCCAUUGAGAUCAUCACCUGCGGGAACACCAACACAGAUGGUUCCUGGAACAGCUACGAGGAGCAUUUUCAGCAGUCCCUUAACAGCGAGAACCAUGGGAAGUGGUUAUGGUUAUGGUUAUGGAUAUGGAGGAAAUCAGACUCCACGUUCAGGAAAUAAUUCACCUUUCGCAAAUCUCGGAAAUGUGAAUGGUAUGAAUACAAGACCGUUACCAAGUAGAAGUACGACUGAUUCUUCAGGCUACACAUAUGGAAGUAACGAAGGGAACAAUAUGUUCAUAGAACUGAAUCCGAAUAGUCCAAUAGGUGAAAGUAGACCAGGAAGCGAAUGGACAAACGGUGGGAAAUUGUACUAG
Molecule: messenger RNA, 2598 nt
Organism: Kwoniella shivajii
Lineage: Eukaryota; Fungi; Basidiomycota; Tremellomycetes; Tremellales; Cryptococcaceae
Exons: 6
Coding region: 1-2598 (865 amino acids)
Source: RefSeq, a predicted model, not a curated record